ACACACCCACCCACUAUCAAAAUUGAAAGUUUGCUCGUUGUUCGUUCUAUUUAUUUUUGUACUAUAAAUAAUUAAAUUAAUUUCGAUUAUUAUCAUGGCUCAUAUACAAUUUGUUGAUGAAUUGGUAAAAGAGUAUCUACUGUUCAGAGGAUUUACAUCGACGGUGAAAGCAUUCGACAACGAUUUGAAGGCUGACAAAGACAAAGGUUUCAGGGUGGAUAAAAUUAUUGAACAAAUUUUACAUUAUAUCAAUGUUUCCGACCUAAUUGGACUCAAAGAAUAUUGGUCACAUCUCGACAGUUUAGUAUUUUCCAAACUAGAGAUUCACAUGCAGCCUGCUGUAAGAAAAAUAGAAUAUAGUUUGUACAAAAUGUAUUUAGUGACGGCAUCUCAGAGUACAGGCGGGGUGCGCAAUGAAAAAGUUGCAGACUUCCUGGCUAAGAUGCUGCCUGAACUGCAGGGGCAGAAUGAGUGGAGGGAUUGGUUCAUGCUACCAUACAUUCAAAAACCAGAAGAAAACCCUUCAUUCAGCCUGUACUACACUCGGGCGUGGCAGGACAGUGUGCUAGUCUCGCUGCACAAUCUCUUGGCCACUGUGUUCCAGUGCAUGCCACAACCUACACUCACCAGCUACGAGAGUGAUGCUGCAAUGCUCAAAAGGUUGCAGGAUGAGUUGGCUGUACUUAGGACUAAGACACAACAACAAUCUGCUGAAAAAACUUCACCAAUUGGUCACCAGUCACGACUAGCGCAGUAUUCUGAACGCCUCAGUGGCCCCUUGCCUUUAGUAGAUGACUUCUGUGCCAUACCUUCUGAACAGCUUGAUAGUGGAGCACGAGAAGCUAAAGGCUUAAGGGGACUGCUAAGGCAGAUGGGCGGGAGCCCUGUUAUGGGCAGAAAAGGCUCCCGAUCGCAAAGCCAGAAUUAAAUAUUAAUUUUAUAGUAAUAAUGAACAUUUGGUCUUUCAGAUUAAAAGAACUUUGUAUUGUAUGUAGUAAUUAAGUUGACGAUAAAAGGAGAAAUUUAUUGAAUGUAAAUAGUUAUGUAAGUUUUAAAUGUAAUUACUUAAGCAUUCUGCUGCAGAAAAUAAAAGGUAGGUAGUAAGUAGGUGAGGAAGGUAAGUAAAGUAAAAGUAUUAUAGUAAAAUAUCUGUGAAUUAUAUUUUAUCAAUAAAGGUAUUCAAUUUAAA
Messenger RNA from Pectinophora gossypiella (pink bollworm), 1189 nucleotides. RefSeq names its product WD repeat-containing protein 91. The transcript has 4 exons. Bases 95 to 928 code for a protein of 277 amino acids. The record is from RefSeq and is a predicted model, not a curated record. Gene Ontology annotation, cellular component: extrinsic component of endosome membrane; early endosome membrane; late endosome membrane. Gene Ontology annotation, molecular function: phosphatidylinositol 3-kinase regulator activity. NCBI's taxonomy places the organism in Eukaryota, Metazoa, Arthropoda, Insecta, Lepidoptera, Gelechiidae. Gene Ontology annotation, biological process: early endosome to late endosome transport.